Molecule: messenger RNA, 1074 nt
Organism: Vicia faba (fava bean)
Lineage: Eukaryota; Viridiplantae; Streptophyta; Magnoliopsida; Fabales; Fabaceae
Source: the annotation of a GenBank genome assembly
AUGUCUGCCUUUGUUGGAAAGUAUGCAGAUGAGCUUAUCAAGAAUGCCAAGUACAUAGCUACCCCUGGCAAGGGUAUCUUGGCAGCAGAUGAAAGCACAGGGACCAUUGGCAAGCGUCUAGCAAGCAUCAACGUUGAGAACAUCGAGGCCAACCGUCAAGCUCUUCGCGAACUUCUUUUCACUUCUCCUAAUGCACUCCAAUACCUCUCUGGUGUCAUCCUCUUUGAGGAAACUCUUUACCAGAAGUCCUCUGAAGGGAAGCCUUUUGUUGAAAUCCUCCAAGAGAACAAUGUCAUACCAGGCAUCAAAGUUGACAAGGGUGUUGUUGAAUUGGCUGGAACAAAUGGUGAAACAACAACACAAGGCUUUGACUCUCUUGGAGCUAGAUGCCAGCAGUACUACAAGGCUGGAGCGCGCUUUGCCAAGUGGCGUGCAGUCCUCAAGAUUGGCCCCAAUGAACCCUCUGAGUUGUCUAUCCAGCAAAACGCACAGGGGUUGGCUCGCUACGCCAUCAUUUGCCAGGAGAAUGGCCUCGUGCCUAUUGUUGAGCCCGAGAUUUUAACUGAUGGAUCUCAUGACAUCGCCAAAUGUGCUGCUGUUACUGAAACUGUGCUUGCAGCCUGUUACAAGGCUCUGAAUGAUCAACAUGUCCUUCUUGAAGGAACUCUUCUCAAGCCCAACAUGGUCACCCCCGGUUCUGAUAGCCCAAAGGUAUCACCUGAGGUGAUUGGCGAGUACACAGUUACUGCAUUGCGCAGAACUGUCCCAGCUGCGGUACCAGGGAUUGUAUUUCUGUCAGGAGGACAAAGUGAAGAACAAGCUACACUGAACUUGAAUGCAAUGAACAAGUUUGAUGUUGUGAAGCCAUGGACACUUUCAUUCUCAUUUGGGAGAGCACUGCAGCAAAGCACACUCAAGACAUGGUCUGGAAAGAAAGAGAAUGUUGGCAAAGCUCAAGAUGUGUUUUUGGCAAGAUGCAAGGCCAAUUCUGAAGCUACUUUGGGAAAGUAUGGUGGUGGAAGUGAAACUGGAUUGGCUUCUGAGAGCUUGUAUGUUAAGGACUAUAAGUAUUAA